Molecule: messenger RNA, 639 nt
Organism: Rhizoctonia solani
Lineage: Eukaryota; Fungi; Basidiomycota; Agaricomycetes; Cantharellales; Ceratobasidiaceae
Product: RNA exonuclease 1
Exons: 8
Coding region: 1-639 (212 amino acids)
Cellular component (GO): nucleus
Molecular function (GO): exonuclease activity; nucleic acid binding
Source: RefSeq, a predicted model, not a curated record
AUGGCUGAAGUUAUUGCUAUCAACACUCAGUAUGUCGGCAUCGGCGCUGGUGGCUCAGUACCAAUGUUGGCCCGUGUCUCGUUUAUCGACUACCGCGGUCACGUGGUCUACGAUAAAUUCGUGAUUCCCAGCCAACCAGGCAAGUUCAAUCCCAACGUGCGGGUUUCUCAUCAGACUAAUCCCCAGCAUUUCAGCGGUCCAGAUGCGGUCUCUUUCAGUGACGCCCAAGCCAUGGCCGCACACUUGCUUCGCGGCCGGAUCGUCGUUGGUCACAGCCUCUGGCUCGAUCUCCAGGUUCUCGGUGUCAGUCACCCUGCCUGCGACACCCGUGACGUGGGGUUGUACCUGCCUUUCCGCUCAGCGCUCAAGACGCCCAACCAGGUCAUCGGCCUCCAGACCCUUGUAUGGCAGCUUAUGCGACGAAAGAUCCAGGAAGCUCACCAUAACCCGGUUGAGAAUGCGCGAGCUGCCAUGGACCUCUUCCGGAGCCAUGAGGCCGAAAAACUAUCGCGACCGGUCAAUGGCCAUGUGCACUGCCCCCCUCGUCCUACUCCCGAUGCUAUCUCUAAUCGAUUACAUAUUCUCGACGAGUCGGUCAUGAUUCCUUGCAGCGCUCGGAAUGAUUGCCUACUCGUUUAA